Messenger RNA from Oppia nitens, 884 nucleotides. It is a transcript of the gene Josd, whose product is annotated as josephin-1-like. Gene Ontology annotation, biological process: protein deubiquitination. Gene Ontology annotation, molecular function: cysteine-type deubiquitinase activity. NCBI's taxonomy places the organism in Eukaryota, Metazoa, Arthropoda, Arachnida, Sarcoptiformes, Oppiidae. Bases 197 to 877 code for a protein of 226 amino acids. The transcript is spliced from 4 exons. The record is from RefSeq and is a predicted model, not a curated record.
CGCAUGCGUCGUACAGUUGUUAUGACAUAUCAUUGAAAUAAUAUUGACAUCAAAUGUAAACAUUGAGUGAACAGUCAGUCAUCUGUCAGUUUAAGACACAAACAAAAAUCAUCGCAUCAUUGGAUCAAUUGGUCGGACGUCAAGAGACGCACAGACAGACAUAUCAAAUGAAUUGACAGAUCAAUCGCCGGACACAAUGUCUUCAAAUCCAGUGAUGAACGGAUUGGCUAAUGAUUGCGACUCAUCAUCAGCUGCAGCGAUGACAACGAAGUCGGAACAAUUGAUGGCCAACAGCGGUAUAUAUCACGAGAAACAAUGCAAACAAAUGUGUGCCAAACACGCGCUCAAUAAUCUUCUACAAGAUGUCGACGCGUUUACUAAAUCAGAUUUGGAUACCAUUUGUCAAACAUUAUCUCCAAACACCCGAUGGCUAAACCCGCACAAGUCGUCGCUAGGUUUAGGCAAUUACGACAUUAAUGUCAUUAUAUCUGCAUUGCAUACAAAACAUUACGAGACCUUCUGGUUUGAUAAACGCAAAGAUCCCGAGUGUCUUGUAUUGGAUAAUAUCAAAGGAUUCGUAUUAAACAUUCCGAAUCCCAUUUAUAAUUCAUGUAAGAAGUGGACCACCAGUUCAUUGUUUUCAUUGCCAACCAGUUUGCUCUCAUCGCGCAAACACUGGAUCGCAAUCAGGGCUUUUGGUCACCAAUACUAUAAUCUUGACUCAAAACUCGAUUGUCCGCAACUUAUUGGAAAUGAAAGUCAAUUAAUAAAUUAUUUGCGAGAAAAAAACCGGUGCAACGAUACGGAAAUUUUUGUAAUCGUUAGUCAAUUAAUUGCUGAAACUGAAGCUUGGAUUCGUCAACAAUAUGAAGAAUAAUUAUUAU